Conger conger (European conger) is the source of this 6654-nucleotide messenger RNA. RefSeq names its product RNA-binding protein Musashi homolog 2. Gene Ontology annotation, cellular component: cytoplasm. The record is from RefSeq and is a predicted model, not a curated record. The coding region runs from base 98 to 1318 and encodes 406 amino acids. NCBI's taxonomy places the organism in Eukaryota, Metazoa, Chordata, Actinopteri, Anguilliformes, Congridae. The transcript has 15 exons. Gene Ontology annotation, molecular function: RNA binding.
CAUUCCCGGCUCAGUAAUAUUCUCUUAGCGGGGCUUCGCCUAGCUUUUGCUGUGUCUGUGUGUGUUUGUUAGUUAUUGAGCUAUAGUUGGGUUAGCUAUGGAGGGAGACGGGAGCCAAGCCACAUCUGGAAGCCCAAAUGAUUCGCAACAUGACCCAGGUAAAAUGUUUAUCGGUGGCCUCAGCUGGCAAACCUCACCAGACAGCCUUAGAGAUUAUUUUAGUAAAUUCGGGGAAAUCAGAGAAUGUAUGGUGAUGAGAGAUCCAACCACAAAGCGCUCCAGAGGAUUUGGGUUCGUUACGUUUGCAGAUGCUGCCAGUGUAGAUAAAGUCUUAGCGCAACCACAUCACGAAUUAGACUCCAAGACGAUUGAUCCUAAAGUUGCCUUCCCCAGACGCGCUCAACCCAAGAUGGUCACAAGAACAAAGAAAAUAUUUGUUGGCGGAUUAUCGGCUAACACAGUAGUUGAAGAUGUGAAGCAGUAUUUUGAACAAUUUGGAAAGGUAGAAGACGCCAUGCUUAUGUUUGAUAAAACUACUAACAGGCAUAGAGGAUUCGGCUUUGUAACUUUCGAGAUCGAGGACGUUGUAGAGAAAGUCUGUGAAAUUCAUUUUCAUGAAAUCAAUAAUAAAAUGGUAGAAUGUAAGAAGGCCCAGCCGAAGGAGGUAAUGUUCCCUCCCGGGACGCGGGGGAGGGCCAGGGGCCUGCCCUACACCAUGGACGCCUUCAUGCUGGGGAUGGGAAUGCUGAGUUACCCGAACAUCGUCGCGACGUACGGCCGUGGUUACACUGGAUUCGCCCCGAGCUACAGCUACCAAUUCCCUGGGUUCCCUGCGACGGCGUAUGGACCGGUGGCAGCGGCAGCGGUGGCGGCGGCGCGUGGCUCAGGGUUCCCCGAUUAUGGUUUCUAUUCCACGCCCAGUGACCACCGGGGGGCGCCCUGCUCCUUUGCGGACUAUGGCUCCCUGGGGCCCCAGGCUGCUCAGAUGUUGCACGGUGAGCAUGCCACCUCCGCCUGCAACUCCCCCCUCCAGCACCUCCACAGCCCGGAUCAGUUUAAGAGCCCAGUCCUGAAUAGCUACACUGCUCAACCCAAUUUUGGGGCCCCUGCUUCCUCGGCAGGCCCCAACCCGCCACGCCCAGGAGGCUUCCCCGGAGCCAACAGUCCCGGGCCGGUGGCGGACCUGUACGGCCCCGGCAGCCAGGAGUCCGCCGUGGGCAACUACAUAAGUGCUGCUAGCCCCCAGCCUGGGUCCGGCUUUGGGCACAGCAUCGCUGGUCCGUUGAUUGCGACAGCUUUUACAAACGGAUACCAUUGAAACCUAACAGGUGGUUGGUUGCCAUCUCAUUUGAGCAGAGUAUGUCUGGAGGCCCAGGGAAGACAGGCCGAAGUUUCUAAUUGGUUCUGUGUACAGGUGAUGUCAUCAACUUCAAGCACUACAGCAUCACCCAGGGGAAUAGGAGGUGGCACCACAUGAAGAACAAAAGGAAAAAAAAAAUGUCAAGAUCAUCUCAGAAAAGAAUCUGCUGUACUAUAAACUAAACCUUCUGUAACAUGGUAACAUUGUUUAGGAUUUGAUGUUUUAUUUUUCAUUUACGAAGCCGUUAGCUUUUUCUUUCCUCACCUGUCCCCUUUCAAUUACAGAGGGGAAUUUUAUUUCAAUUUUGAUGAUUUGUGUAUUUUGAUUUUCUGUUAGAAUAUUAGUGUAAACUAUUUUAUUUUUUUGUCUUUUUCCCUUGGGGAGGUGAAUAUGUUUGCAACAGUUAUGUUUGUCUUACCUUUGGUACCGAUCUUUAAAAUCAAUGAGAUCUUCAGGUGUCAUUUUUGCACACACAAGAAAAAUAAGAACUGGCUUUGAUAAAAAAGCAAAAGUGAGAAUCUAGAGGGUAUCUAAUAAAUAUUAGUAGCUGUUUUUAUUUCUUGUGAUGUCUCGUUGUUAACCAUAAUUACCUGUUUUGGGCAAUAAGAAGAGGACUACAAUAUUUUCACGGUCCUUUUUUAUAAGUGUUGUUUUUGUUGUUUAGACAAAAGAUAUAACGGUUUUUUUUCCAUUUGAAUAAAUUGUGAAUUCAGAUUUAAAAAAAAGAAAAAUGUAACUGUAAAUAUAAUUCCAGUCACUGCAUAUAACAAGUUCGAAAAGCAAGAUACCAUAUUUUUGUGGCGGUUUGUCAAAAAAAGGCUGUACUGUGCUCGAGGAAAGAAAAAGAAAAGUCUCAAGCUCUAAACGGUAACAAAAAUCUAUUUGUAGCACAAAGGCCAUGACUGCCCCAUUGAUGUCUUGAACAUAUAGGAAAUGCUGUUGGCUUGCUCUGUAAAUACUGAAAGGCCAAAUAACUAUACUAGUGUCAUACCAGCAUAUUGACAAGAUAGUGAGUUCAUAUGUGCACAGCUUCAAAAAAGAACAAAAAACUUUUCAGUUAAUAUCUUUCACAGGAGAACUAGUCAUUUGAUAGUUGUGAGAUGUGACUCACACAGAGAUUUAACAAACAAAAAAAACUUCAAUUGUUAAAACAGAAAAUCCAAAGCACACUAUUUUGUUUUGAAAUAUGAGACUGAAUCUUGUCCAGAUAUUUCAUGAAGCUAUCGCUUUUAUACCACUGGUCAGAAAUAAAAUGUCUUUUUUCUUAUUUUCCCAGUUUUUUUCCUUACAGUUUUUUUUGGGAAAGAAAUGUGAAGCCUGGCUUCAGUGUGGUAGUGGCAAUAUGCUAGGCUGUUUUUUUACCCCCCUUCGUCAGUUUCAGAUUUCUCCUCUUGAGUGAAUUAGGAAGGCAAACGUUUUAUACCAUACCUCAAUCCUGUGAGUUUUACCUUAGAAACAUUGACAGAUUAAUUUAUUUUAGAGGUAAACGGAUUAAAUGAAUAGAGAAUAAUAAGAUAAAUAAUUGCACUGUGACUAGUAGGAAAGAACUUACCAUUUCCAAUUUGCACAUGGUUCAUGUUGGCUGUUUUAAGUGGUCUGCACCAAGGAGUAAUGUAUGAAGGAUUAUUUAGAAUAAUUGUUGCUGUUUUCAAUACAGUCAGACAUCUGCAGAAGCAUAGAUGGGUAAACAUCUUCACUAACCGUGAUGAGAAUCAAUAUCCUGUGCUGAUGUCAUUUUGAAAUCCUGUAGGAUUUCUUUGUAUGGGUAUAGUAUGCCAACUUUUAAUAUUUCUAAAAUGAUCUAAAAUAUUGCAGGUAUUUUAGAUACAGCUAAUAGAAGACACUGAAUACAAUGUUCAUAAUGUUAACCAUAGCUGCUGUGCUAAUUUCCUGUAUAUGUAGAGACUGGAUUAGCUCAAAUAGAGAGAUAUGGCAUUUAAUGAGACGAUUUAAACUGCAGAGAUUUUAAAGGAGAUAUUGGGUGGGUUGAUGUAUAUGCUGAUGUUCUUUGGUUUUUCCUGCUGCCAAUUUAUUUUGUAUUUUAAUUUUGUUGAAUUUUAUCGUUUAUUUUUAAGUUCAGAACAACCAGGUGAAGCAAAAUGCUGGAUGCUUUUUAAAUAAUAUGGAGAUUUGAUCAAGUAAUAAUUUAAACUGAAAAAAAAGAAAGUGAUUAUAAUGUUAUAAUCUGUUAAAAUUUAAAAGGAGGAAAGAAAUACAAAAAAAAUCUUUAAAAAAAAUAUAUAAAAAUAAAAAAGAUGUUCCUUCACUGAUUUCAAUUUUGAAUCGGGGGAUUUUUAUUGAUAUUUUUGUGGUUGUUAAUAAUAUUAAUAAUUAUAACAAUAUAAUAAUGUACUGUACAUCCAUCAAUUUCUCUUUCCAUUCCCUGUCGCCUCAUACAAUCUUUUGUUGAUCUUCAUUGUAUUUUGGUAGUGUGUAAAAAAAAAAAAAAAAAAGAAAGCAAAAAAAAGAUACAAAACAAACAAAAAAACGCAAAUUACCUUGUAAACAGAGUGCUGUCUUUGAUGCCAGUGUAGUGGUCUAUACUCUUCUUUGUCGUUCUCCUUUUCUCUCCUGCUCUUUUUCUCUUUCUCUCUUUCUCUCCCCCUAGUAAUUAGUAGUAGAUGUUAUGUAAUUAAGAUUAAGAAAUAGAUGUAGUUAUUAGCGGAUUUAGGACCAGUAAGGAUAGGACUUUCUCUCAUUAUCAAAGUUUGAAAACAAUCGCAAACAAUUAUGUUACUAGAGUUUUUUUUGUUUUUGUUUUUUUUUUGUUCCAUAUUUAUUUUUCCUUUGUUUUUGCUGAUCUCACAUGGUUUCAACUAACCAAAGCUCUCACAGAAGAAAUAUAGAAAACAAAUUGCUGUAAGACAGAAUCUUAAACAAGGCAUUAAUUGGAUCCCCACCCUUGAAUGUUUUAAAAGGGGUGUGCCAUACUACCUUAAAUGCUAAUGCUAGAUAUGCAAAACUUUUAUUUUUAAUUAUUUUUUAAGAGGGACACAAGCUAUAAUUAUGAAAAAAAAAUUUAUUACAUGAAAGAAAAAAAAUCAUAUUUUUUUAGAAAGUUCUAAUAGAUGAAUGAUAAUGAUAACAACAAUAAUAAUGAUAAUAGUAAUAAUUAUUAUUAUAAUAGUAAUAAAAUAAAACUGUAAUAUGUUUUGAUGUUUGUACACUUAAAAAAAUAUCCCAGUCGCCUAUGGCACUACUAUUUUUGGAUACUGCUAUGUUUUUUAAAUUUGUCUGCCUAGAUUACGGAGUACUUUCGUUUUCACUCAUCAAAAACAUACUUUGAAGACUUUGUGGAUUAUUUUUAUACUGUUGAACCAGGUCACCAGCUCUUUAUUUUAAUCAAAGUCAAAAUUUGCAAAUCUUGUUUUUUAAGUUUUUAAUGGGACAGAACUCUUGAGAAUGUUGGACACUUUCCUUUCAGCCCCUCAGAACAUCAAUUGAAUACAGUUUGAGUUGCUCAGGAAACAUUUUUCCCUGGUAACAUACAGUAUGGAAGUACUAGUCAUGACCGAUGGGGCCCUUUUAGUUCCCUGACACAAUUUCUUGAAAGUGCAUCAGUAGGAACAGAAUAUUUAGCAGCAGUGGUGUUCAUGGAUAAUAAGUGUGGUCAGAUGUGUCCAGAAUUGUGUCAGCUGCAUCAGUAAAUUUACUUGGGACUGUUUAAUUCAAAUAAUAUUCAUAAUUCUUUAGUGAUUUUAGUGUUUGAUUUGAUGUGGUUUUAUACAGUCAAGUUAAUUGCUACCAAAAAUAGAUGUCCCAACUGAUAGCUGAAUGUAAUUUGGUCAUUGGACAGCCUCCCCUAUUUUAUAUGUUAGAGCUGCAAAUAUAAUAUUGAUGAUGAUUUCAUCACCAUUAUAAACAGGUGGUGCUUUCUCUGUAAUGGACUAUUUGUGAUGAAGAUGUGAGCAUCUUGGUUGGGGAACCUAAGCUUAUGUACAGUCUACAACCUUUUAAAUUAGGCUAACUUUUGGUUAAAAUGAAGGCUGGUGAUCCUUUCAGAUAGUUCACACCAUUUCUAUUUGUGUUUUUUUUAUUAGAUUUUUAAUUUGAUCCUGUAGCUUGGACUUUAAGGUAGCAUGGCUCUGUUGCUGUAAUUUUAUUUUUCAUUGUACAGCAGUUUACAGCUGAUGAAUGUUACACAUCUCGAUAGACUAGUCAAUUCAUUGGAUAAAUGUUGGUUUAAAAAAAAGAAAAAGAAAAAAAAAACGACCUGGAAGGUGUUGGCAUUGGGAGUAUACUACCAUUUCUAUUUAAACUUGAAUCUUGAAGGCAAGUGCUAGGCAAGGGCCAAACGAUCAUCCCAUCUGUCAUACGUCACUCAGUACUCUGCACAUUGUCACUCACAUGUGUGUGUUUGUAUUUGGGUGCGUGCGUGUGUGUACUGUAUAUGUGCACACACUCGCAUGUGUAUAUAUAUAUAUAUGUGUGUGACUAUACACACACCUACAUAUAUAUGGUUUGUAUACAGGUGUGUGUGUAUAUCCUUUAUGUGGAAACGUUUUACUAAUUUCUGUUUGAAAAUAAGUAAGAUUCUACUGUACAUUAUAGAGGAAACAAAAUCCCCCUCUUUGUUCUGAAAAGCUUUGUAGCCAACACUGUUUGUGUCAGUCGCUGUUAAAACAUUUGACAUUAGUAUGGUGAGUCCUUGUGCUAUUUUGGCAAAAAAAAUUGUGAUGUACAAAAUGUAACCGCAGCCCUGGUCUAAUGGUAUUGUAUACAUAAUACAUUACUGAUGACUGUUAAUCAUUAAGUGGGCCACCACUUGGUUUCAUAUGGGUAGUCUUAAUGUAAACGAGUGGGUGUACGUCUGUCAUUUAAUUCUUGCUAUAAAACAGGGCAGUCUUUUGUGACUGUGCAAUAUUACAAGGGUGGUUCUCCUCACAUUUUAAACUUAACGCUGUUUGCCUGAGCAGAGGAGCAGAACGGUGUUAAGGUUUGGUCAUUCACGUGCUGUUCCGCACGUCUGUCUACUCCAAUUGCCUUGCCCAUUCCUAACACUUGCCCGUUUUUAAUGUUAACAGACUUUUUACGGCGAGAACUGACUGAACUGUCUGACGUCUGAAAGCAUCUUUCAGGUCUUCUUGUAUGGCUUGCUCAAGCCCUGUUGUAAAAUAAACAAAGUGGAUGGGGGUCUCUCACAUCUCAGAUGUGGAAAGUAUAAUUUUAUAUUUGUAUUUUCAAAUAAUAAUAAUAAAAAAAAUGUUUGUGAAAGGUUUCCAUCCUCUACUGUGGUCCAGAAAUCGAUGUGUCUGUCUGGAAAAAAAUAAAAUAAAAUAAACUGUUUUAUCCUU